Molecule: messenger RNA, 897 nt
Organism: Ostrinia nubilalis (European corn borer)
Lineage: Eukaryota; Metazoa; Arthropoda; Insecta; Lepidoptera; Crambidae
Gene: Obp99c
Exons: 8
Coding region: 19-831 (270 amino acids)
Biological process (GO): sensory perception of smell
Molecular function (GO): odorant binding
Source: RefSeq, a predicted model, not a curated record
AAAGACUCAACUUCCAAAAUGAUGCGGAUAUUGUUUGUGGUUUUGGUAUUUGGAGGAUAUAGCUAUGCUCUAACAGAAGAAGAACUCAAGGCAGAAUUCACAAAGUUGGUGAUGAAAUGUCUCAAAGACCACCCAGUGGACAUGACUGAGCUGACCGCCCUUCAGAAGCUGGUGAUUCCCAAGAAGCCCGAAGUCAAAUGUCUUCUGGCCUGCGCGUAUAAACUGGAUGGAAUUAUGAACGACAAAGGUCUCUAUAAUAUUGAACACGCUUACAAAGUGGCUGAGCUUGCCAAGAAUGGCGACGAGAAGAGACUUGAGAACGGAAAGAAGAUGGCCGACGUGUGUGUCAAAGUCAACGAUGUUGAGGUCAGCGACGGAGAGAAGGGUUGCGAAAGGGCAGGGCUUAUGUUCAAGUGUGCAGUAGAAAAUGCGCCAAAGGCACUGACCGAGGAAGAGAUUAAGGCAAACUUCAUCAAGCUGAUAGUGCAGUGUAUGAAGGAUAACCCGGUGGAGAUGAUAGAGCUGGUCAACCUGAAGCAGCUGAUCGUCCCCAACAAACCUGAAGUCAAGUGUCUGCUGGCUUGCGCUUAUAAGAUGGACGGCCUGAUGACUGACAAAGGUCUCUACAAUUUAGAGCACGCUUACAAAGUGGCUGAGCUCACAAAGAAUGGCGACGAUAAGAGACUGGAAAACGCAAAGAAGAUGGCGGACGUGUGUGUCAAAGUAAACGACGAAGAGGUCAGUGAUGGAGAAAAAGGCUGUGAAAGAGCUAGACUGAUCUUCAAAUGUGCUGUAGAAAAUGCACCUAAGUUUGGCUUUAAAAUAAAAUGAAGAAGACCGAAUACAUCACAAUAAUAAUUUAGGUAAUGUUCCACAUAAUAUUAUUUAAGAAGUUAU